This is a messenger RNA of Entelurus aequoreus (snake pipefish), 1960 nucleotides long. Its product is annotated as hsp90 co-chaperone Cdc37-like. The transcript has 9 exons. Gene Ontology annotation, biological process: protein folding; protein stabilization. Gene Ontology annotation, cellular component: cytoplasm. The record is from RefSeq and is a predicted model, not a curated record. NCBI's taxonomy places the organism in Eukaryota, Metazoa, Chordata, Actinopteri, Syngnathiformes, Syngnathidae. The coding region runs from base 216 to 1346 and encodes 376 amino acids. Gene Ontology annotation, molecular function: protein-folding chaperone binding; protein kinase binding; heat shock protein binding.
AGAAAGGGGGAGGAGUUACCGACGCACGCAAAGUGCCCUGUGACGUCAGACGUGCGACGUCUCCCGGAACUUUCUAGAAUGUAGCAGCAGCAUCACGCUAGCUCCCGCCUUGUGGAUUUUUAUCAAGAUUUAUCUUGCAAACUCGCCUGAACCGUCGAAGGCGGCACUAUUGUAGCGGAGUCCUAGCUUCAAGCUAACGUUGGCUGGCCGGCAUCAUGUCCAGGAUAGACUACAGCGUGUGGGACCACAUCGAGGUGUCGGACGACGAAGAUGACACCCACCCGAACAUCGACACUCCCAGCCUCUUCAGGUGGCGCCACCAGGCCCGUGUGGACCGAAUGGAAGAAUUCCAGAAGAAAACCCAAGACCUGACCAAGGGGCUGACGGAGUCCCGUCGCAAGUUAACGGAAACGCAGAAGAAAAUCCAGGAAAUGAGCCUCUCCGCUUCGGACGAGGACAAAGCCGACCUGAGCAAACUGAAGACGGAGGAGAAGAAGCUGAAGAAAGAGGAGCGCGACUGGGACAGGAAGCUGGAGGACCACUGCCGGGAGGAGAAGAAGAUGCCGUGGAACGUGGACACGCUCAGCAAAGAAGGCUUCAGCAAGAGCAUUGUCAACCUCAAACUGGAAGCUGAAGAAGAGUCUGAGGAAGACAAGGAGAAGAAGCACAAGUCCUUUGUGGAAAAAUAUGAGAAGGAGAUCAAGCAUUUUGGCAUGCUACGGCGCUGGGAUGACAGCCAGAAGUACUUGUCUGACAACUCUCACCUGGUUUGUGAAGAGACUGCCAACUACCUGGUCAUCAUGUGCAUCGACCUGGAAGUGGAGGAGAAACACGCCUUGAUGGAGCAAGUGGCUCAUCAGACCAUCGUCAUGCAGUUCAUUCUGGAAUUGGCAAAAAGCCUCAAAGUGGACCCACGAGGAUGCUUCCGUCAGUUCUUUGCCAAGAUAAAGACGACAGAUCAGCAGUAUCAGGACGCCUUCAACGACGAGCUGUCGUCCUUUAAGGACCGGGUGCGUGCCCGGGCCAAGAUUCGCAUAGAAAAAGCCAUGAAAGAAUAUGAGGAGGAGGAGCGACAGAAACGACUUGGACCCGGAGGACUUGACCCUGUUGAUGUGUACGAGUCUCUACCACAGGAGAUGCAGAAAUGCUUUGAUGACAAGGACAUCCAAUUGUUGCAAGAUGUUAUCAGCAAGAUGGAUCCAACGGAGGCAAAGACGCACAUGAAGCGCUGCAUCGAGUCGGGACUUUGGGUGCCCAACUCCAAGCCGGAUGAGGAGGACGAGAAAGAGGAAGACUCCACCUCCGAGGAGGUGAAGGCGGAGCCAGAAGAAGCCAAGAAUGAAUGAGCAUUUGUCUGUUUGCUCACACGCCAGUAGUUUAUGUUUCGCCUAACGCUCAUUUUUGAUUGACUGAUUGAAGCUUUUAUUAUCAUGCAUCCUGCUUGGAACUGCAGCUUGUCUUCUUUAGGUCCAUGUUUCACUUCCAGUCCACUCAUGUUGAGUAUUACUACUCUUUUUGGACCUAGUCCCUCAGCAGUCACUGUCCUCCUAUUUUCUAUAAACGCAACUUCAUGCCAAUUUACAGUAUAUAAUUUAUUCAUUGAACUAUUUCAUGCAUGACUAUCUGGCUCACGGGUUCCUUUCACAACUUGCAUUAGAAGAUUACUAACAGCAGCAGAGCACUCCUGUCAGAUAGAGGAUCUUUGACUAGUGCUUUUGCAGUACGUCCUUUGAAACAGCAAAGUGCUCCUGUCAAAUAGUGUUUUUGCAGUGUAGUAGUACAUCCUCAAAACAGCAGGGUGAGCCAAUCCCAAUAUAGGAUCUUUGACAAGUCUUUCUGCAGUAAAUCCUUUAAAACAGAAGCGUGCUCCUGUCAUUCAGCAGAUUAUUUGUUGGUGUUUUUGCUGCAGGUCUUGAAAACAGCGUAGUGUUUCUUUUAAAUAAAAUAUUUUUGACAAGUG